GGCGAGGCGGAAGCGGCCGCAGGAGGAGGAGGAGGGGGGAGAGGCCAGUCAGCGCCUAGGCGCCCAGGGUGGCACGAGCCCGCGGCCCGAGUGCGAGGCGGAGGCGAGGAGGCCGCGGGGACUGGAGGCGAGGCCGGCCGGGCCCCCGCAGCCAUGGAGAACGCGCACACAAAGACGGUGGAGGAGGUGCUGGGCUACUUCGGCGUCAACGAGAGCACAGGGCUGAGCUUGGAGCAGGUCAAGAAGCUCAAGGAGAGAUGGGGCUCCAACGAGUUACCGGCUGAAGAAGGAAAAACCUUGUUGGAACUUGUGAUUGAGCAGUUUGAAGACUUAUUAGUUAGAAUUUUAUUGCUGGCAGCUUGUAUAUCUUUUGUUUUGGCUUGGUUUGAAGAAGGUGAAGAAACAAUUACAGCCUUUGUAGAACCCUUUGUAAUUUUACUUAUAUUAGUAGCCAAUGCUAUUGUGGGUGUAUGGCAGGAAAGAAAUGCUGAGAAUGCUAUUGAAGCCCUUAAGGAAUAUGAGCCUGAAAUGGGCAAAGUAUAUCGACAGGACAGAAAGAGUGUACAGCGGAUUAAAGCUAAGGACAUAGUUCCUGGUGAUAUUGUAGAAAUUGCUGUUGGUGACAAAGUUCCUGCUGAUAUAAGAUUAACUUCCAUCAAAUCUACUACUCUGAGAGUUGACCAGUCCAUUCUCACAGGUGAGUCUGUGUCUGUCAUCAAGCACACUGACCCUGUCCCAGACCCACGGGCCGUCAACCAAGAUAAGAAGAACAUGCUGUUUUCUGGAACAAACAUUGCUGCUGGCAAAGCCAUGGGAGUGGUGGUGGCAACUGGAGUUAACACAGAAAUCGGCAAGAUCCGGGAUGAGAUGGUGGCAACAGAACAGGAGAGAACACCCCUCCAGCAGAAACUAGAUGAGUUUGGGGAGCAGCUUUCCAAAGUCAUAUCCCUUAUUUGCAUUGCAGUCUGGAUCAUAAACAUUGGGCACUUCAAUGACCCAGUUCACGGAGGCUCCUGGAUCAGGGGUGCUAUUUACUACUUUAAAAUUGCAGUGGCCCUGGCUGUGGCGGCCAUUCCUGAAGGUCUGCCUGCUGUCAUCACCACCUGCCUGGCUCUUGGAACUCGCAGAAUGGCAAAGAAAAAUGCCAUUGUUCGAAGUCUCCCUUCUGUGGAAACCCUUGGUUGUACUUCUGUUAUCUGCUCAGACAAGACUGGUACGCUUACGACGAACCAGAUGUCAGUGUGCAGGAUGUUCAUUCUGGACAAGGUUGAGGGGGAUACUUGUUCCCUUAAUGAGUUUACCAUAACUGGGUCAACAUAUGCACCUAUUGGAGAAGUGCAUAAAGAUGAUAAACCAGUGAAAUGUCAUCAAUAUGAUGGUCUUGUGGAAUUGGCAACAAUUUGUGCUCUUUGUAAUGAUUCUGCAUUGGAUUAUAAUGAGGCAAAGGGCGUGUAUGAAAAAGUUGGGGAAGCUACAGAGACUGCUCUCACUUGCCUAGUAGAGAAGAUGAAUGUAUUUGAUACCGAAUUGAAGGGUCUUUCUAAAAUAGAAAGAGCAAAUGCCUGCAACUCGGUCAUAAAGCAGUUAAUGAAAAAAGAAUUUACUCUCGAGUUUUCACGCGAUAGAAAAUCAAUGUCAGUUUAUUGUACACCAAACAAACCAAGCCGGACAUCGAUGAGCAAAAUGUUUGUGAAGGGCGCUCCCGAAGGUGUCAUUGACAGGUGCACCCACAUUCGGGUUGGAAGUACCAAAGUCCCUAUGACCCCUGGAGUCAAACAGAAGGUCAUGUCUGUCAUCAGGGAAUGGGGUAGUGGCAGCGACACACUGCGGUGCCUGGCUCUGGCCACUCAUGACAACCCACUGAGAAGAGAAGAAAUGAACCUUGAGGACUCUGCCAACUUUAUCAAAUAUGAGACUAAUCUGACUUUCGUUGGCUGUGUGGGCAUGCUGGACCCUCCAAGAAUUGAAGUGGCCUCUUCUGUGAAGCUUUGCCGGCAAGCAGGCAUCCGGGUGAUCAUGAUCACAGGGGACAACAAAGGCACUGCUGUGGCCAUCUGUCGCCGCAUUGGCAUCUUUGGGCAGGACGAGGAUGUGACGUCAAAGGCUUUUACGGGUCGGGAGUUUGAUGAGCUCAGUCCUUCAGCCCAGAGAGAUGCCUGCUUGAAUGCCCGCUGUUUUGCUCGAGUUGAGCCUUCCCACAAGUCAAAAAUUGUAGAGUUUCUUCAGUCUUUUGAUGAGAUUACAGCUAUGACCGGGGAUGGCGUGAAUGAUGCUCCCGCCCUGAAGAAAUCGGAGAUUGGCAUUGCCAUGGGCUCUGGCACGGCAGUGGCUAAAACCGCCUCUGAGAUGGUCCUGGCCGACGACAACUUCUCCACCAUUGUGGCUGCUGUCGAGGAGGGGCGGGCGAUUUACAACAAUAUGAAGCAGUUUAUCCGCUACCUCAUCUCUUCGAAUGUGGGGGAAGUUGUCUGUAUUUUCCUGACUGCAGCCCUUGGAUUUCCUGAGGCUUUAAUUCCUGUCCAGCUGCUCUGGGUCAAUCUGGUGACAGACGGCCUGCCUGCCACCGCACUGGGGUUUAACCCACCUGAUCUGGACAUCAUGAACAAACCACCCCGGAACCCGAAAGAACCACUGAUCAGCGGAUGGCUCUUUUUCCGUUACCUAGCUAUUGGCUGUUACGUUGGCGCUGCUACUGUGGGUGCUGCCGCUUGGUGGUUUAUUGCUGCCGACGGGGGUCCAAGGGUGUCCUUCUACCAACUGAGCCACUUCCUACAGUGUAAAGAUGACAACCCGGACUUUGAAGGAGUGGAUUGUGCAAUCUUUGAGUCCCCGUACCCGAUGACAAUGGCGCUGUCUGUUCUAGUAACCAUAGAGAUGUGUAACGCCCUCAACAGCUUGUCUGAAAACCAGUCUCUGCUGAGGAUGCCCCCUUGGGAGAACAUCUGGCUCGUGGGCUCCAUCUGCCUGUCCAUGUCGCUCCAUUUCCUCAUCCUCUACGUGGAACCUUUGCCACUUAUUUUCCAGAUCACACCGCUGAACUUGACCCAGUGGCUGAUGGUGCUGAAAAUCUCCUUGCCUGUGAUUCUAAUGGAUGAGACACUCAAGUUUGUGGCCCGCAACUACCUGGAACCUGCAAUACUGGAGUAACCGCUUCCUAAACCAUUUUGCAGAAAUAUAAGGGUGUUCGGUUGCGUGCAUGUGCGUUUUUAGCAACACAUCUACCAGCCCUCUGCAUGAUUGAUGUUGGGGGAAAAAGAAAAGUAGAAAAAAGUCCCCAACUCAUUGUGUGUUAUGUGGAGGAAACGUGUAUUACCAACGGGUUUAGCUUUUAAAUCAAAAUAAUAAUUACAAAUGUACAAUUUAGCUUAAUGAAUCAGAAAGCCUCUCCAGCGAACUUUGGUUUCUUUGCUGCAAGAAGACUGAGGUUUUGAAACCUUAUCUAAGAACUUAGAAGCCAUCAGCCAAGUCUCCAUAUUUCUCUGUGCAAAAUGUCAUAGCUUAUAUAAAUGUACAAUAUUCAAUUGUAAUGCAUGCCUUCAGUUGUAAGUAGCUAGAUUUCUCUAUGGUGUCAUUUAAACAUGCUACUUUUUACUUGGCUCUGUACAGUUUGCUUAUUUAUAAAUUUAUUGAAAACACUGCAGGUGUUGAAAGGUUAAAACGUAGGCCUCCAGUUCAUAACUUGUUAUUUUUUUUGAGUGUGCAAACGGCUAUUUUGCACUGUAUUAAAUGUAACUUAUUUAAUGAAAUCAGAAGCAGUAGACAGAUGUUGGUGCAAUACGGAUAUUGUGAUGCAUUUAUCUUAAUAAAAUGCUAAACGUCAAUUUAUCACAACGCAUGUUUGACUUUAGACUGUAAAUAGAGAUCAGUUGUUUAUUUCUGUGCUGGUAUAGCAACAAGCAUUGCACAGACAUGGUUUCAGGUAAAUAAAUCUAUUCUACGAUAA
Messenger RNA from Puma concolor (puma), 3943 nucleotides. RefSeq names its product ATPase sarcoplasmic/endoplasmic reticulum Ca2+ transporting 2 (gene ATP2A2). Gene Ontology annotation, biological process: calcium ion transport. Gene Ontology annotation, cellular component: membrane. The record is from RefSeq and is a predicted model, not a curated record. Gene Ontology annotation, molecular function: P-type calcium transporter activity; ATP binding; ATP hydrolysis activity. Lineage: Eukaryota; Metazoa; Chordata; Mammalia; Carnivora; Felidae.